AUGUCGGCUGAUCCGAUGCGGGACGAGAUCCCGCUCAGCCCGCUCUCGGGCACAGCCACGCCUCAUAGCGUUCUCGACCGCAUCGCCUCGAGCAGCGGCGUCACCACUCCGGCCGAACCCGACAGGGACCCCGUCGACCUGAAGCGCGGUGCGGGCGGCUUCGACGGCGACAGCAUCGACGGCGACGGCCUCGAUGGUUACGACGUCGAUAGCGCCGAGCCCGCUCGAAACUAUCCGGAGCUGGGCAAGGGCUACUACACCACCACCGCAGAGGCCGAGCGCUCCGACGAGGCCAGCUGGGCCGUGUGGAUCCUCGCAUUCUGCGCUGCCCUCUCCGGCUCCAUCUUUGGGUACGACACCGGCUACAUCUCCUCUGUCCUCGUAAACAUCGGCGACGACCUCGGAAGGACGCUCUCCAGCUUCGACAAGGAGCUCAUCACGUCGGCCACCGCCCUUGGAGCCCUCAUCGGCGCCCUCGGUGCGGGCCUCCUCGGCGACUGGCUCGGCAGGAAGGCCGUCAUCGCCAUCGCAAACGUCAUCUUCAUCGCGGGCGCCAUCAUCCAGGCUGCCUGCCACGGACUCUGGGUCAUGAUUGUCGGCCGCCUCGUCGUCGGGCUCGGCGUCGGCAUCGCUAGCAUGAUUGUCCCGCUCUGGAUCGGCGAGCUGGCUCCGACCCACAUCCGGGGCCGCCUGGUGACUGUCAACGUCGUCUUCAUCACCCUCGGCCAGGUCAUCGCCUACGGCGUCGGUGCCGGCUUCGAAAAGAUCAGCGGGGGCUGGCGGUACACUGUCGCCGGCGGCGCCAUCCCUGCCAUCGUCCAGCUCAUCAGCAUGCUCUGGCUGCCCGAAUCGCCCCGCUUCGACAUCCGCAAGGGGCGCGUCGAGAAGGUGGCGCGCACCUUCCAGCGCAUCUUCCCGCACGCCACCUAUGAGGAGUGUCUGCUCAAGGCCGAGGUCAUCAGCGCCAAUGUCGAGGCGGCCCGCCAGCAGGGAUCCAGCGUCAGCCUCUACCAGCGCCUGCGCAACAUGCUCGUCGUUGGCAGCAAUCGCCGUCCGCUGCUCGUUGCGUGCGGCCUCCAGGCGCUGCAGCAGCUCUGCGGCUUCAACACGCUCAUGUACUACAGCGCCACGAUCUUCGCGGCCAUCGGCUUCUCGAACCCGACGGCCGUCUCGCUGAUCGUCAGCGUCACAAACUUCCUUGCCACGCUCGUCGCGCUCAAGUACAUCGACAUCAUCGGCCGCCGCAGGAUCAUGCUCUGGACCGUCCCUGGCAUGGUGCUGGGCCUCACCUUUGCUGCCGUCUGCUUCCACUUCCUCACCAUGCACACCAACAACGAGCUCGACGGCGCCAAGUACGCCGGGUUUGUCUAUCCCAAGAGCUGGUCCAUCCUGCUCAUCCUCGCCAUGAUCUUCUACGUCGCCAGCUACGGACUCGGCGUGGGUAAUGUCCCCUGGCAGCAGGGUGAGCUGUUCGGCAUCGAGUCCCGCGCCAUCGGCACCAGUCUGGCCACGGCGACCAACUGGGGCAGCAACCUGCUCAUCGGAGCCACCUACCUUUCGCUCAUGAGCGCCAUUACGCCCGCCGGCGCCUUCGGCUUCUAUGCCGGCCUCUGUGCCCUGGGUUGGGUGGCGUGCAUCUUCGGGUUUCCCGACACCCGGCGCCUGUCGCUCGAGGAGGUUCAGAGCAUCUUCAACGACUCGUGGGGCAUCAAGGCGGCCGAGGAGCUCCGCGCCAAGAAGGACCAGGACGCCGCGGUGGCCGCCAACAAACGACAGCAGGCCGCCGAGCAGGUGCUGGCGGCCUCGACCGCCGUCGAACGCCGCCCCGGUGCUGCCGCCACCGGAGUCGAGCUGUCAAAGGGCCGGCCGGGCGCAAAGGCGCGCACCGCCGUCGGCGCAUCUCCCGAGACGCCGACCUACGAGCGCGAGCAACCGACCGCGGUCAAGGGCACCAAGGAUAGCAGCGGCGUGGAUCUCGACGACGACGACGAAAAGAAGACCGGAUCGACCGACGCACCGGUGGCCAUCCUGACCAACGACUCGGCUUCCGUCUGGGAUCAGACGCCCACGGCGUUCGAUGAUCCAGACGUCUCGGCACACACCGGAAGCAGCCUCACCCCCGCUUGGCGACCGCCGAGCAGCGGUGAGCAGGUCGUCUUCAACGACGGCAGGAUGACUGGCUCGUCGCCCGCCAUGCCCAGCCAGCUGCCCGCCAGCGCCAUGGUCCCUCCGCCGCCCAACGACUACUCGACGACGCCUGCGAGACCCGGGCGCGACCGCUCAGCCACGACCAACUCGGUCUACUCGACACGCAGCAUCCGCGCCCCACGCAUCUCGAUGGAGGGCAACGCCAGCCCGCUCGCCAAAAUGGGCAUCAAGGGCGACGCCCUCAUGCUCUUCGUCACCUGCUUCGCCAGCCUCGGCGUCUUCCUCUUCGGCUACGACCAAGGCGUAAUGAGCGGGAUUUUGACGGGCCCGUAUUUCAAGGCGUACUUUAACCAUCCGACGGCGUACGAGGUGGGGACGCUUGUUGCGAGCCUGGAGCUGGGCGCGCUGGUGACGAGCCUGGCGUGCGGCAAGCUGGCCGACAUUUUUGGACGCAAGCAGACGCUGUUCUGGGGCGCCGUCAUCUUUUCGGUGGGCGGCACGAUCCAGACGCUGACGACGGGCUUCAACAGCAUGCUGGUGGGCCGCAUCGUGUCCGGGCUGGGCGUCGGUUUCCUGAGCAUGAUUGUGCCGACGUAUCAGAGCGAGAUCUCUCCCGCCGAGCACCGGGGCAAGCUGAGCUGCAUCGAGUUCACGGGCAACAUCAUCGGGUACGCCUCGAGCGUCUGGAUCGACUAUGGCUCCUCGUUCAUCGAGAGCGACAUCUCGUGGCGGCUGCCGCUGUCGCUGCAGGCCGUCAUCGGGCUGACGCUCGCCCUCGGUUCGCUGCUGCUGCCCGAGUCGCCCAGGUGGCUGCUGGACCGCGACCGCGACGAGGAGGGCAUGCGCGUGCUGGCCGACCUGCACGGCAAGGGCGACCCCAACGACCCAAAGGCCAAGCUCGAGUUCCGCGAGAUCAAGGAAAACGUCAUCUACCUGCGCAAGCAGGGCGACAACAGCUACGCGCGCAUGUGGCGCCAAUACAAGUACCGCACCCUCAUCGCCAUGUCGUCGCAGGCCUUCGCCCAGCUCAACGGAAUCAACGUCAUAUCCUACUACGCCCCGCUCGUCUUUGAGUCGGCGGGCUGGAUCGGCAGGGACGCGCUGCUCAUGACGGGCAUCAACGGCAUCAUCUACGUCCUCGCCACGGUGCCCACCUGGUUCCUCGUCGACCUGUGGGGGCGGCGCGCCAUCCUCAUGUCGGGGGCCGUCGUCUGCGGCAUCGCCCUAGGCCUCUGCGGCUGGUUCCUCUACCUCGACGCAUCGUACACGCCCCAGGCCGUCGUCGGCUGCGUGAUCGUCUACAACGCCUUCUUUGGUUACUCGUGGGGGCCGAUCCCCUGGCUCUUCCCGCCAGAGAUUAUGCCGCUUGCGUUCCGAGCCAAGGGCGCCUCGCUCUCCACUGCGACAAACUGGGCGUUCAACUACAUUGUCGGCGAAGCCACGCCAGUUCUUCAGGAGACGAUCAAGUGGCGACUCUACCCGAUGCACGCCUUUUUCUGCGCGUGCUCCUUUGUUGUUGUCUACUUUGGCUAUCCCGAAACGGCGGGUGUGCCGCUCGAAGAGAUCGGAGCGCUGUUCGGCGACGAGGGCAUCGUCGUACCGCAAGAUGAUGAGGACGAGGAUGAGGACGAGGACGACGAGGAGGCGCAGGCGGGUCGACACCGCCGCGAGUCGACGGACGGCGGCGCCGCCCGUCCGAUCCGACGCUCCAUCAGCUCUCACCCGCGCAUGCAGAGCGAGGAGGAACGCGCCGCCCGUGCCGCUGCCACGCGUGUUGCCGCAGACGAACGCCGCAAGUCGCGCACCUUCUUUGGCCUGGUGUCCAACACCGGCUUCCUUGGCCGGCUGUUUGGGGCGGGCGCAGACGUUGAUCGGAGGGGAGAGUACGAGCAGGUCCGGAGAGAUGAACAUUAG
Molecule: messenger RNA, 4062 nt
Organism: Pseudozyma flocculosa PF-1
Lineage: Eukaryota; Fungi; Basidiomycota; Ustilaginomycetes; Ustilaginales; Ustilaginaceae
Exons: 3
Coding region: 1-4062 (1353 amino acids)
Biological process (GO): carbohydrate transport; transmembrane transport
Cellular component (GO): membrane
Molecular function (GO): carbohydrate:proton symporter activity
Source: RefSeq, a predicted model, not a curated record